Rotaria sordida is the source of this 847-nucleotide messenger RNA. Lineage: Eukaryota; Metazoa; Rotifera; Eurotatoria; Philodinida; Philodinidae. The record is from the annotation of a GenBank genome assembly.
AUGAAAUUAAUUUUAGGUAAAAUAAUUCAAACUAAACAACGACGUCAAACUAUACUAAAAUAUAUAUGGUCAAAUGAAUUAAAAUUUUUUACUGAUUUUAAUUUUAUACAAAAAAACAAACAAACAAAUCGUUUAACAUUAGCUGGAAUUUAUCCAUUAUGGUUAAAUAUUGCAACAAACGAGCAAACAAAAUAUAUUGUAGAAAAAAUUGAAACAUUAUUUUUAUUUGAUGGUAGUCUUGUAACAAUAAUAUCAAAACAAAGUACACAACAAUGGGAUUAUCCAAAUGGUUGGGCACCAUUACAAUAUAUUGCAUAUCGUUCUUUAAUUCAAAUAUCAGAUUAUAAAAAUCUUGCUCGAAUUAUUCGUCAACGAUGGAUGUCAUUAAAUGAACGUGUUUUUAAAGAAACAGGAAAAAUGAUGGAAAAAUAUGAUGUUGUUAAUAUUAAUAAACCAGCUGAUGGUGGAGAAUAUAAAACACAAGAUGGAUUUGAAUGGACCAAUGGAGUUUAUUUACAAAUGCUUUAUGAUCAACAAUUAGAAUUAGAAUUUAAUCUUUUUUUUUUUUUUAUUAAAAUGAAAUUAGAAGAUUUACCAGGUGAACUAUGGUUUCUCAUUCUCUCAUAUUUAUCACCAAUUGAAGUGUUUCAUAUAUUUUUUAAUGUAAAAAAUAAAAGAAUAAAUUCAAUAAUUACAGAUAUGUAUUCAAUUGAAAAAAAAAUGGUUCAUCACCCACGAAAAAAAAACGACAAAAAACCGCUCAAAACCGCGGUUUUCAUUACCGCGGUUUCGGGCGGUUUUUCAGAACAGCGGGAGUCAGACCGUUUAUGCAGCUACGAAAAACCGC